UUUAUUUCAAUUUCUUUUCAUAUGGUUCUUUGUAAAAUGGUUCUACUUUACUAGAAUUUGUAAGUGAAUGUUUAAAUUAUUAAUUGUUUACUGUAAAUUCAAUGUUUCUCAUUGAAGUUUGGUUAGCUUAUUAUAUCAUUUUUUGUAUAAAUGCUUUCAGUGUAAAGCAGACCCUGUCACAUUUAGAUGUACAUAGUGAAAAUCAUAAAGUUUUAUGGGAAACUGAAGGAUCUUAUGCAGAAGUGCCUUUCAUAGUUUUAGCACAGAAAGUUUUAGAUUGUUCACAUGGUACAGAUCGCAAUAAUGCAAGAAAAAAAACAUACAAGGAUAAAACAAAAGCAAAGAAAACUGAACACUCUGAACACUCUAAUGUCAAAAAAGUUAUUUUAGUGUGCAAGACACAAAAAAAUUCCAAUGUCCAGCACAAGUUUCUAUGAAGGAAAUUAUAUAUUUCAAAGAUUAUAAGCUUACAGAACCCACAGAAUGGAAAAAGAGAAUUACCUCUUUGCAAAUAAGAAAUUUGUUAAAAGUAAAAGGUGAUAUUGGUAUGACUAAGAAGAAAAUUAUGCUUAUUGUAGAUGACAUUUCAGAACAUAGAAACCAUGCGGUUGGAGAAUAGUCAAAACAAAUGUUGACUACUAAAUAGUUGGGUGCUUUAUCACUGAGAACGAAACAAAACGAGCAAUAUGUGAAGCUUUGCGUGUUUUCAAAAGAAGGAAUGUGAAACUUUCUCCAUCUUUUUGCAUGACGGAUUACUGCAAUGAGGAAAUUGAUGCUUUAGAAGAAAUUUUUCCUGGUUGUAAAGUUUUGAUUUGCGACUUCCAUCGUGAACAGGCCUGGGAGCGUUGGAUAGUAAAAGUAUCAAACGGUUGUGCUGAUCAAAAAGCAGAUAUCCUCCAAAAGCUAAGAAAGAUUUCUCAUUCAACAAAUGUUGAUGCAAUGGAGUUAGCUAUUCUGGAUUUAAAACAGUCUGAAUAUUGGAGUAAUGAAAGAUUUUCAAAGUUGAAAAAGUAUAUAGAGACUUAUUGGUUAACAAUUAUUGAGGUAUUAUAUCAUUAAAUAUUUUAAUUAAAAAUAGAUUCUUCCUGAAAUUUAUGUCCAAAAAUGAAGCAGGAAAUUAUUCUGUUAUUCUGUAGCAUAAUAAAAAGCUAUAUAAUUUAUUUUGCAUUUUACACUUUUUAGCGUUGGGUUUGAGCAUACCGUCAAAACAGUCUACUAGUGAAUUUAAACACAAAUAAUGGAGUCGAAAGACAAAAUAAAUCAUUUAAAUAUUCUUAUCUCCAACAAUUUAAUAGUUCUUCAUUAACUGGAAUGCUAACUAUCUUAAUUGAAGAGUUUUUUCUAGAUAAAUACCAAAGGUUUUUUGAUGUCACAUUGUGCAACAAAUUGUUUUAAGUUUUAUUAUUUAUUCCUUUGCUCUUUUUUUUUUUAGCUAUAUUAAAAAAACUUAAAAAUGGAUUAUAGAUAUCGUUGUUAUGCAAAGAUAAUACCAAGUUUCCUAAUAAAUCGACCUCGUGAAAUGGUUACACAUUGCCUUAAAAAAAUCUGUCUUGCUGAAAGCUUUGAUUUAGGUAAGGUAUCAAUGAUAAAUCAUGGUAUAUUCUCCAUUAAAGGUGUUACAGUAAACUACCAAAUUGAUUUUGGAAAUGAUAGUAAUAUGCCAAACUGCACAUGCUCUUCAUGGCGUUUAUCUUGUUAUCCAUGCAAGCAUUUUUUUGCAAUUUUUAGAAAGUUCCCACUCUGGCAAUGGGAUGCAUUACCACUAAUAUAUUGCAAUUCACCAUUCCUAACAUUAGACAAUGAAGAAAUUCAUUUUCAAAAUGAGGAAGUUACAUCUAAAAAAGACAAAUGUGACACUAAUUUUACCAAUUCUAAAAAGCUAGUAGAAUCAGAAGAAAUAAAUGAAGAAAACAUUUGUAGUAAUAGUUUAAAUAAAGAAAGCGUUUCUGCUGGGAACUGUAGAGAGCUACUUAAUGUAAUUAAAAUUUGCCAAAAAGGGGUAAAAAAAAUGUUUUAUUCAAGUCGUUGUGGAAUAGCUAAGGACAAAAAAAAAGCUGGAGAAAAGAUAAAAAUUACAACAUUAGACUGUCCUGUUGUCAAUGUUGAAGAGGAAGUUAUCAUAGAAGACAUGGAUCUAGAUGGUCUGACUUCAUUUAAUUGUAAUGUACCAAAUAAACAUUUAACGCCAAAAGAAGAGUUUGAGAAAAUGAUUGCAAUAAAAGACAACAGCCAAGAACUAUAUGUUUUGAACCUUUGUUGUCCUAUCACCAGACAAGACAUAAGCACAAUUUGUAAUAAUGAAAUGCUAACGGACAACAUAAUUAAUGCUGCACAAAAAAUGUUGUUACAACAAUACCCAAAUACUAAAGGUCUGCAAGAUCCUAUUCUUGGACAAAACCUAAGUUUUGCAAUUUUAAAAAAUGAAGAGUUUGUCCAAGUGUUACAUGAUGGGUGUGCUCAUUGGUUUGUGAUCAGUACUGUAAGGUGUGAACCAGGGCAUGUCUUUGUUAUGGAUAGUCAUUUUACAGGUAAACUUAGCCAUGCCACUAUGAGACAGAUAUGUUCCAUAAUUCAUUGCCAAUUAGACAAAAUAAAAGUUACAAUUUUGCCCGUUCAACAGCAAACAAAUGGUAUUGACUGCGGAAUAUAUAGGAACCCUGACGGAACCCUAACCCUGACUUUACAGUACCUGUUAUAUUUUAAGGACUAUCCGACGAAAAUAAAUUUUGAUGAAACAAAGCUUAGAAAGGAGCUGCUUAACUCUUUCCAAAGCAACUUUUUAAGUUUAUUUUCAACUACUGAAAAGACUGCCAAACGGAAUGUACAAAAGGAAAUAAGUUUAGAUAUAUACUGCACUUGCAGAAUGAUUUGGGUUCCAUCUGAUAAAAACAUCUUUGGAAAACACAUGGUUGAAUGCUCAGGUUGUUUGCAGUGGUUUCACAGAAUGUGUGAAAGAAUUUCCGACGAUGUUCUUAAUAAUAAUGAUAUAAACUGGUAUUGCUCCAUGUGUGAAAAGAUAACAAAUACAAAUUGAAACUUCUCUAUUCCUUUUUUUUAUAACCCAUACUUUAAAAAAUUAUUUUCUUUCUGAUACUUACCCUUUAUAUCAUUAAGGAACAUCUAUUGGUAGUAAGCGAAUAAUAAUGAUAUAAUGAUGAUAAUGAUGAUAUUGAUGAUGAUGAGGAUGAUGUUGAUGAUGAUG
Messenger RNA from Hydra vulgaris (swiftwater hydra), 3202 nucleotides. NCBI's taxonomy places the organism in Eukaryota, Metazoa, Cnidaria, Hydrozoa, Anthoathecata, Hydridae. The record is from RefSeq and is a predicted model, not a curated record.